Messenger RNA from Durusdinium trenchii, 4725 nucleotides. NCBI's taxonomy places the organism in Eukaryota, Dinophyceae, Suessiales, Symbiodiniaceae. The record is from the annotation of a GenBank genome assembly.
AUGAUGGGGCCCUCCGAAGUGGCCUUGAGCUAUGCGCGGCACCUGGCGAGUGAAGCUGAGUUGGAGCUCUCCAUGGAGAUUCUGCACUUUGCGGUGAAGAAUGCAUGGCCAUUGCUGCCGCACAUGGCCAAGCUCUCGUCUUCAGGCUUGAGGACAUCGCUCCUUGACUUCCUGAGCUUUAACCCUGCUGUGUCCCUGGACCGUUUGGUGGCAUUUGUGCUUGGCAGCCUCACCACGGGCGAGGCGUGCGAUGCUUGCGUCGUCCAGCUCCAGGAGGCUGAGCUUCUGCUGCUGGCAAUGAGCCAGAUUUGUCAGUUGGAAGGUCAGCCCACAGGGGAACUCGAACGGCAACGACGAGAUCUCUCAUUCCUGAAGUUGGCACUUUGUGGACUAGUGCUGCCACUGCGCCUGAGGCUUUCGCUGCAGGACUUGCACGCGACAUUCUGCUCGAUGCAAAGUGGGCAGCUGCAACUGAAGGAGCUUGGCCAAUUGCUCAUGGUGUUUCAUCCCAAGUCAAGAGCCUGGUCUACGAGACUCUGGCAGUGGGCCACUGGUGAAGAUCCGAAAGAGGUCGAUUUGUCCAUGGUGCGGGAGUUCUUGAGUUCAACCAUAGCACAAUCACCUGGUCUGGAGGGCGAACUGGGCAUGGCCAUAUAUUUUGCUUUGGGCCGCGUGAUCGCCAUUGAUGAUGAUCUACUGAGUGCAGUUCGAUGGCUGGAAUCCUGUGUCGGUGGCUCAUUGCUGAGCAUCUCAACCCGGAUCCAGCUGGCGCGACGUUUGCUGUCCAGCACGCCAGAGGUGACCCUGGCUCUGGAAGCUGUGGUGGAGGAUGAAUCAAGGAGAGUGGGGCAUAGAGAUCAUCAAGUCGCGGCCAUCCUGCUCCAAGCUUGUCAAGAGGAACUGGAAUCCAGAGGAACAUCAUUGAAUGACUUGCGUUGCCACCUGAGUGGCCUCGUCACGACCGGCCUAAACUUUCUAUGGGCUAUGGCCGCCGCUAGAAUGAUCCUCGUGAAAGCGGCGGAGACGGUGAGGAGACAAACGCCACAUCUUGAAACAUCCGAAAGUGCAAUGGAACUGCUACAGCUGGAUGCAACUCCUUCGCGAAGGGCCUUCGAAGUCUUCUUGGCCAAACAAUUGAACCUGGAUCGCAUCGACCUGGCUCGCUUGCAGCGUCAAAGCGACACUUCGGAGCUGUGGCGCUUUUUGAGAUUUCCAGCCAUUCUCGAUGGUUUACCUCCACCCAGCACCUUGGGGCAUGAGAUCUGCCCCAGCGAUUGCCUGCUGAGUAUGCUCGGUGACGAGUAUUCCACUUUGAAAGAUGCUAUUUUGAGUCCCAGCACUUCUUCCAUGACCGGCAGAGCUGGACCAGUGGCUACGGUGAUGGCUGCCUUCUCCACAGCUUUUUUGAGCCACUUCCGACGCCAGCACCCCAUGCCGGCAGCUCGCGAGCUCAACCUCCAGCAUCGGGAGUUGAGGACCUUGUUGGAUGCAAUGUUGCAGAACUUUCCUCGCAGCCCUGGCUGGCAGAUCCAUGGUAAUACCACACCGGAGUGGGUGUUCAUGGUCCGCCCCAUCAUACAUAUGGCAGCAAUGAGCCAAACCGAUGCAGAACAGAGCCUUUGGUGGCGGAUAUUUUCGUCGCCUCAGGAUUUGCAACGCUGCUUGUGGCCCUUCAUGCCUGAAGAUGAAGCAGCUGCUGCUUUGGCAGCCCUCAGAGAGAACGUGAAGAUGUACACGUGUCGCUGUGGAUUCCGGUAUGCCGUUGGAGAAUGUGGCCAGCCCAUGGAACAAAGACGCUGCCCAGGCUGCAACCAACAAAUUGGGGGUCGGGAACACCGACCUGCAGCUGGCAACCGGAGGGUGGACCAGGUAAACCAGGCCGCAGCCAGACCUGGUUUCUUAGACACGAGGCACGAAGGCGACAGACAAACCUGUCGUGGUCUGAACGUGGAUCAGUUACGUUGCGCGCGGUACUUUUUGCACGGGCUGUUGAGCUUGGGUUGUGGAACGCGCUCGCAAAGUUUUGGCGGCUUGUCCGCAGCGGACCUGAUGGAGCGCAUGAAGGGAGACUGGCAGGUUCUGAGGACGCUCCACGGUUGGACCCCCGAACGUCUCUCUGAGAGGUUACACGUGUUGGUUCUCCGCGGCUACUGCUUGAGCUGCCCACACUCCACUUUGCGCCGGGAGAGCUUGGAACGGGACUGGUCACUGUUUGUGGGUGCUGCCCAGAGCACUGCCUUUACGAACAUGAACCGUGGCCGUAGCCCAGCAGAAGAGAAGCUAGCCGAGGAAUUGGAGGAGUCUCAGACCAUCAGCUGCUUGGCUUCGCGAGAACGUGAGGCCAUGCUGCCGUCGCUCCUUCGAAGGUGGACGCCGUUAGACAGUUUGCACAUGCAGGAAGAUCUACGUUCCGACCCAGCAUUGAUGGAGAAGUAUCAGCUGGUGUUCGAAGUCGUGAAUUCGGAGACAGAUCUUUUCAUUGCCUCGCAAUUGGAACCCAUUGUGUCGUUUCAGAACUUCCUUCUGGGGCGCUUUCAAGGCCGCUGGAGCAAAGUGGAGGCCCAGAAAUUGAAUGUCGAGCAGGUGUUGGAAGAGGUGCCAGCAGAUCGGGACCAAGCCGCAAAGCUCUUUGCUGCUGCCCAGAAGGCCUGGAACCUUGUUGCGCCCCAAGUGGACAGGUUUGAAUGCCAAGACAUCCAGAUCCCACAGAUGUCCGAGAACCCGCAAGAGGUUCCAAUCAUGUGGUGGCUACGCAGCGAAAGUUCAGACUGCCCCCAGUCUUUGAAGAGCUUGGUGUUGCUACGCUGGCUGGUGGACAAGCAUAAUGCAUGGUUGACCCAUGCUGCGAGAGCUCCAGAGAUGCAACACGAUGCAAUCCAAGCGCCUUGUUGUUUGACAGACGCCUUGCAGCCCUACUUCUUGCAUUAUGAGCAAGGGAAAGUGCAGCUGUGGGCAAAAGAGGCUACCCAGGUGCACUGUACUUCAAAGCCAGAGCGCUUUGACUAUGCCAUGGUGGCUGGUCGCGUGCACGAACUGUUCAUGGGCGCUCGGCCAGUGGAUCGCGACCGGAUCGAGAUGUAUAUCUUCCGCUCUGAAGGCCGUGCAGCGCGCCCACAGUUCCAGACAUCCUUGUCAGAGGCUGGGCAAGAGCUUCUCCUGCGACUUCUGAGCACCGGACCCCAGCAGGACAAGUGUUUGCAGCUUCUUUUGCAGAUGGAGGCUUGGCUUCGGGUGGCGCCUAGGAACGAUGGCAUGACCGCUGCGGAGUUCGCACGGACCAAGAUGCAUGUGGCUGUGGCAGAGCUGCCGGAGGCCCUCGACGCAUUGCUGGUGUCGCAGGUGAGUGCAGCCAUCGAGUGCUUGGAGGACGCUAGCGCCAACCCGCUGGAGUCGCUACACCCUGACUACCGAACGGAGGAGCUCUCCCCGGCGGCCAACGCGGAGCUGGCGGCGCUGUCAAUAGCUGAUCGCAGGGAUUUGAUACAAACGUUGCGUCAAUUCUUACAGACCUACUUGGGAGAUCUUCAAAAGCCUUAUCCUGAAAGCACGGAGCUUGUGGAGUUUUGGCGGGUUGAGGAAUAUGCUUGGGUGCCAGCUUUAGCAAGAACCGGACUGAAGUUAUCUUGCUUUGGCCCAGCAUAUCAGGAGUUAUUCCAGCAAACGUGGCAUGGGCUUUAUGCAGACUAUAUCAAUGUUGCAGAUGAAGUGCUUCUGCCGUAUCGCUGGCGCAGCCGCUUUUGCAGCAACGCGGGGAUCGUGGAGCUCACUGAUUUGGAUGGCACGUCUGCUGAUGACACCACGGUCGGCCGGCUGAAAGGCCUGGCGCUGAAGGGUGCUGAAGCGCAUGAAGUGCCCUUGAUCUCGGUGGCCUCAGCGGUGGUGGAGCACUGGGAGGUGCUGCAGGAGCUUCGUGCUUGGCACGUGGGAAGCUUCGCCGCCCACCUGGCCUUGCGGAAGGGUGGGCUGCGCGUGCUUCAUGGCGAAAGCUUGGAGGAGGUCCGCCUCAAAUACGAGGACAGUCCAUGGCGACAGCGAUUGCUGGUCGAUGACACGAUAGAUCCCUGGCUCGGCGGUGUGAGCUUCCUUUUGGGCAGCAGAGUGAAAGCUACUUUGUGGGACAUGGUCCGCUCGGACGAAGUCCUGAUCGCCCCUUGCCGCCGUCCAGAUGCUGGAACCACAGUGGGCAUCGUUUACUUCCCUGAAGGCUGCUACUAUUUGCUGCAGAAGUCCACCGCCACCAGGCCUCCCGGCUUCUUUGCCACCCACCAUCGCCGACCCGCGCGGGUCUUGGUCCCAAGCUUCCGGGAGCUGGGUGACCAUGGCGUGGGCGUGGGUAAUGCGCUCUUCACCUUGGCCGCAGCCAUGAGCUUGGCUGCGGAUCACAACCUGAGCUUCCGCUUGCCGGUGAGCAUCUCCUGGUUCCGCUACUCCGAAGAUGGCGGCAUUUUUUCGGAGUUGCCCUCAUCGUUUUGGUACACCAGCUUGAAUGACAUGGAUCAGAUCGUCGGCAGCCCUUCGCACAUGCGCUACGCGGAGCCACAGGUCCGAUCAGAUGCUCGAAAGGUGGUGGUCCAUGGAUACUUCCAAGAGAUCCUUCCACUUGCAGAGCAAAUCUUUUCUUUUCUGUUCACCGGAUGCGAACGCGCGAACGAACGAACGCUCACUUCAUGGGAUUUGUGCCGAGUGAGUGCACAUGCGUGUACCUCAAUGUGUGACACACGGUAA